AUGCCUGUGUUGGUCGCUCCCUGUGUCGCUGUGCCUGUCAAGCCUGCACCACUCAAGAACGUGGCAGUCGCUGGCUCCUCCACAGCAGCAAAAGGCAAGGAAUUGGUUACUACCACCAAGACCACUGCCGCCAUCAAAGGCACCUCUUACAAAACAGUCACAAAGACUGUUUUCAAAGCUGUGUCUUCGGCUGCCAAACCACCUUCCAAGGCAUCUUCAGCAGCAAAAGCACCACCCUCCAAACCCCCUUCCUCAGCACCCCUAAAAUCCACAACCUCCAAACCAUCCAAGAAGUCUUCGUCGCAAGUUGCCGCAGCAGCAGCUGUAGUUACUUCCAAAACCGUGGUUUCAGCUUCUACAUCCUGCAGCAAACCCUCUUCUGCAAACGCCUCCCAUGCCUCCUCUGCAGCCAAAAGCACCCAAAGCCAAAAAGCAGCAAAUAUCACAGCGGUAACUGCACCUAUUCCUCCCUUGCCAGGCAUGAAAUACAUCUAUCCCAAACACCAUACCUGUCUGCACAUUAUCCUACGCACCAAAGUGUGGGAAAAGAUGUUGUUGCUGCAAACCUUGUGGCCAAGACGUUUUACGUGCCUUGUGGGAUGA
Molecule: messenger RNA, 603 nt
Organism: Aureobasidium musti
Lineage: Eukaryota; Fungi; Ascomycota; Dothideomycetes; Dothideales; Saccotheciaceae
Source: the annotation of a GenBank genome assembly